CUCGGGAGCGCGCGCGCCAACGCACGAGGACAGUUGACGACGUGCGCGCGGAUCCAGCAAGCUUUGUCAAACUCUUAUAUUGCGCAAAGAUUGUCACAUGAAGUUGUCUAAGGAGACUUUUGGGUCCAAGACAAUAACAAACAUCUAUGGGAUGUUCCUGAGAUAGGACUGAUUGUAAAAACAAGGGGAAAAAAAACAUCCGGACAGAAAACAAAAAAACAUAGGCUCGCUGGUUUGUUAAAUGAGUCAAGUGAGAAAAAAGCAGACGACCGACAAGAAGUUAGCAAAGACAAUCAAAUCCAAAUGGGAGAUUCUUUUGUCUUCUGAACAUUUUGCCUGAACGCAUCACCAAAGAUGAACCCAUAUGUCACUUCCCAUUUCAGGAGGGAUCUUUUUCCUCAUUUUCAUUUAUUGUAGGAAUCAUACAGAUGAAUCAAAUGAGUUGAUUGGUUUUAUCCAAAGGAUUUCAUCUUGUGGUCCAAAUACUUACGAAAGUGAUCUUGGAAUGACUAUGAAAGCGAGCCUUUGGAAAGCGGGAAUCUGAGCUGCAGUGAACUUGUCAAAGCCAAUCUCUCAGCCAACCUAACGCUCCAUCUGUAAAAGCGUCUUCAGGCUUAGGAAGGAGUGAAGGAGAGAUGUCUGAACUGUAUCGUAAGAAAGCGCAUGUUUUUAUCUUUUCAACCGCAUGUACAUAUGUGCCCGUGUCCCAAGUUUGCGCCUGUCCCCAACUUUGUCAAAACGCUGCCUGAAAUUGUCUUCUGUUGUACUUUUUGAAAUCGAACAACCCCCCCCCCCCCCCCUGCAUGCUUUUUGUUUUCCCUCCCUUGCAAGUUGAUUCUGAGCAACAGAUAUAAGGCGAGGUAACCCUGCCGUCCUUUUUGGUUUGCUUCGAUGUAUGGACAGUGUUCUUCCAUGGACACACUCGGAGAUGGACUCGAUGAAAGUGAAUUUGCUCUGAGAUCCAUCAACGAAAGGAUCGUUCUUGGAAACCCGCAACAUGGAACCGAUCAAUGACUUUGAAGGGGAUUCUUGACGGGUAUGGAUUCUGAUGAUUUUGUUUCGAGGAUGCACCGAAGACUCCUACCGUCGUUACUCCAUCUCGCAACUUGACCGUGUGACAAAGUGAGAAUUGAGAGCACGCGAUGGGCGCGGCACGUGUGAAACGGCGCUUUAGUGCUGUGGUGGUGGAUGGGCCGCUCGAGGAGGAGGAAGUCAUGAGGCUGGCACAGAGCGCAGACGACAUGGCUCGGGCAGGCGGGAGCCCGAUUGGGUCGGGAAGCCCGAGCGGCCCGUCCCCGACCCACGUCGUCAACGGCAUCGCAUUGCCUCUUGACUGCAAUGCACGGUGUGCCACCGGAGAGUCGAUGGGAGGAGAAGGCGGGGAAAGAACGGAGGCCAUGUGCUCAGGAAGUAGUGUAGGAGGAAGAGGGGAAGGCCCGUCCGGCUCGGACCGGGACUCCCUUUCUUCCCCCUCCACCGCAAGCCGCCGGCGCGCCAAGCGGGCUGGCCGCGGGCCCCGAAAGCGCUUUGUGGGCAAGGACGGCCGCUGCAACGUUACCUUUGUCAACAUGAGCGAGAGGGGCCAGCGCUAUCUCAGUGACCUCUUCACCACCUGUGUGGACAUCCGCUGGCGCUGGAUGCUGGUCAUCUUCACUCUCUCCUUCCUCCUCUCCUGGCUACUCUUUGGAUGUGCUUUCUGGCUCAUUGCCUCCGCGCACGGGGACCUCUCCGUCCGCCUCGUUCCCGGCACCUCUGCGUCGGGAGAGACCGACAGAGAGGCGGCAGCGGAGGAGGAGGAGCCCUGCUUCCUCCAAGUGAACAGCUUCAUGGCGGCCUUUCUCUUCUCGCUGGAGACGCAAACGUCCAUCGGUUACGGAUUCCGAAGCGUGACCGAGCGAUGCCCCCUGGCGGUGGCGGCGGUCGUCUUGCAGUGCAUCGUGGGCUGCAUCAUUGACGCCUUCAUCAUCGGGGCGGUCAUGGCAAAGAUGGCCAAGCCCAAGAAGCGCAACCAAACUCUGGUCUUCUCUCAAACUGCCGUGGUGGCCCUCAGGGACGGCAAACUCUGCAUGAUGUGGCGAGUCGGAAACCUGCGCAAGAGUCACCUGGUCGAGGCUCACGUCCGAGCGCAGCUUUUAAAGUCAAGGGUGACAGAAGAAGGCGAGUUCCUUCCGCUGGACAACUUGGACAUCAACGUUGGAUUUGACACCGGCACCGACCGCAUUUUCUUGGUCUCACCGGUCACGAUCGUCCACGAGAUCAACGACGAGUCGCCUUUCUUCGAGAUGGACCGCGAGACCCUGGAAAAUGACACCGAACUGGAGGUGGUGGUGAUCCUGGAGGGCAUGGUGGAGGCCACAGCGAUGACCACGCAAUGCCGCAGCUCCUAUCUGGCAACGGAAAUCCAGUGGGGAUAUCGUUUUGAACCUGUGCUCUUUGAGAAGAAGGACUGCUAUGAGGUAGACUACUCAUUCUUCCAUCGGACGUACGAAAUCCCAAACACGCCCUUGUGUAGCGCUAAAGAGCUCGCAGAGCUUAAAUACAUAAAGAGCACUCGCUCUUCUUUCUGCUAUGAGAACGAAGUGGCUCUUCAGCUCAUUUCUCCUGACGAUGAACCCGACCAAGACUCGGUGUUCCCUGCCGCAUCAAACAGGAGACUUUCGGACCACCUUCACUACAACUGAGAGACCAGAAACGAGAAACGGGUUCGGAGUGAGUCCAAGAUGUGACCUUGUUGGCUGAUUGGUCCUGGCAAUCUUUUAAAAUAAUUGAAAACUUGAGUCUGCGACGUCCCAAUCUGGCCCAUCACCACUGCAGCACACCUAUCAUGGACGGGAUGAGCAACUGCGCCCCACGCUGGCCGUCACUUGCAACUGCAUUUCCAGUGGAACGUUUCAUCCUCGCAGAUACACUUCAGGAAUGUAUCUGUCUCAGUAUUAUGCUGAUUUAUCAUCAUUAUUUUCAUAUGGUAAGUAUGAAUGAUCUAUUUCUAGACAUAGAUUACAUGGAGAAACAAACUAGCAGCGGUUUUGUGCGUUUCCAUGUAAUUACUGUCUGCUGUUUUUAUUCAAUGCAGAAAUGUGACAUUAUUGUGGCUUUUAUUUUUAUUUUCAUUAUUUUACAAGACGGUGAACCCCUUUUUGUUGCGGGGGUAUGUUCCACUACCAAUCCACGAUAGAUAAAAAUGAAACCAAAUUUGUUACAUUAAAUCUAUACUCUACAAUUGUAACAAAAGAACACACAAUCGAUUCUUUCACUUCUUUUUGCUUUGUAAAGAAUCUGCAGUGUAACCGGGGUUCACUGUUCCGUAAAUUCUUGCACAAAAGCACAACGUUAGUUUUGAGCGAGGAGGAAUAUUAACCCUGAAAGUGUCUUGUUAUGUAUAAAGUAUAUUUUCCUACUCUGAGGUGAGGUGGACUUGCCGUGUUGAUUUGCCUUGCUUGGUCGGAGCAGGAUUGAACUGAUGUACUAAACUAAAUUAUGUUAAUCUAUACUCCAUUUUCUUUCUGAUAUGUUACACGCGGUUCAUAUGCCGUGACGAUUUGUGUCGGGGUGGUGCCUUUGACCGACAUUUGAAGCGCCACUGAGAGCUGCAGCAGUCACGUUUCUUAAAAAAAACUUUGAAAGCAAACCAUUUUGGGCGGACAUUGUUUAUUGUGUUAAGUCCAACAACGAAUAAAGUGAAUAUGCGCUUCAUGCAACAAGAUGGCACCAAAUCACUGCUUUUGGCUGAAUUGAACUCUUCAACAUAUUUCAAUGUAGUUCUUCGGCAGAAAAGAAAUGAAACAGUUUGUGCAUUAUGAUUAAUUCACGCGUGGCUGCUUGUGAUGUGCGCACUUUGGCCACUAGAGAGCAGUAUAAUACAAAAACUACACGGAUUGUACGCUUAUCCAAAAUCUCAGUAAACUGCUGUAAUACAGAUUUUUUCUUUACGGAUGAUAAAGAAUAUAUUCCUGUGUGCGUUAUUGAAUUGUCAAAUGGGGAGGAUAAAUCUGCAAAUUUGAGUGCAGCACUGUAUUUUACUCAAUAGUAACUAAAGCAGUUUAUUCAAUUGUCACUUUUCACUGUUUACCUGUCGAAUAAACAACCUCCUUCCAUUUUCAUUUUAGGAAUAUAUGGAAGAUUAAUAUCAGUGAUGAAGCUCUUGCCUCUGUCCUGCUGUUACCGCAGUAGAGGUUUUGUAACCUAUGUGUUUGAAUGUUGUCAAUUGUUGUGUCUUCCCAUAAACGUCCACCCUCAAGUUCUAUUUAUAGGCUGCACGGUGGGUUACGGGGCCUCCCUUCACUUCUGUGAAAUGUAACUUGAACUUUAGAGCACCAUCACUUUAGCACUUUUCUUUUCAACAUUGCAGAAAAAUAGUGACGUGUACUUUUCAAAUCAUGUCACCGCUUCCACUCUAUGACCAGGGGUGGGCAAACGUGUGCUCAAGGUCCUCAUAAUUAUUUUUUAAAUUGACAGAUGGUCCAAGUCAUUCAUAGGUUUUAAAAGAAAUAAACAUAUGGUGGAAUGCGUUUGUGAAAUAUAUUUGUUUCUUUUAAUGUUAUGAGCCAAGAAAGAAGCAUACUUUUCCCACCCCUGAUUUUAUUCCUAAAACUUACAUAUUUGUGGAUUUAUAUGAUUGUAAAAUUGUAUUUUCAUUUUACAUUUAGAGCUGCUUUUGAAAUAUGGGGCUUCCAAAUGGAACCGACUGUAUGUGAGCAAAUAA
Molecule: messenger RNA, 4702 nt
Organism: Syngnathus typhle (broad-nosed pipefish)
Lineage: Eukaryota; Metazoa; Chordata; Actinopteri; Syngnathiformes; Syngnathidae
Gene: kcnj14
Product: potassium inwardly rectifying channel subfamily J member 14
Exons: 8
Coding region: 1143-2681 (512 amino acids)
Biological process (GO): regulation of monoatomic ion transmembrane transport; potassium ion import across plasma membrane
Cellular component (GO): plasma membrane
Molecular function (GO): inward rectifier potassium channel activity
Source: RefSeq, a predicted model, not a curated record